AUGGCAGAAUCAUCUCCAACAAAGACCGAAAUUGAGGAAGUUUUUAAACGUUUGCGUGCUAUUUCUUCAAACAAAACAUGCUUUGACUGCAAUGCAAAAAACCCAGCUUGGUGCAGUGUAACCUACGGAGUAUUUUUGUGCAUUGAUUGCUCCGCAAUUCACCGAAGCUUAGGAGUUCAUUUAACAUUUGUAAGAUCUUCUCAAUUAGACACUAAUUGGACAUGGCAACAAUUGCGGAAUAUGCAAUUGGGAGGAAAUGCUCACGCAAGAUCAUUUUUUUCAUCACACAAUUGUACAAGCACAGACGCCCAACACAAAUACAAAUCCCGUACCGCGAUGCAAUACCGGGAAAAACUUGCUCAAGCUUCUAAUCAAGCAAUGAAACGUUACGGUACCAAGCUGCACAUUGAUGAAAGCGAGUCGAAUAAAUGUCAAGAAAAAGACAAAGAAGAGGUUGAUUUCUUCACCGAGCACGAAUCUUUUGAGGAGCUUAACAAGAUGGCGGCUCCUAGCCUCAAAAUGGCGGCUCCUACGAUAGAGCCGGUGAAAGAGAAGGAUAAGGAUAAAGAUGUUGAUUUAUUAAUUAAUUCUAUGGGACCUACUGUUAAAUUAUCGGAAGGAUCUGGAGGUGGUAAUUUUAAAUCAACUAUUGGAGGACGGAAAGUUCAGCAGAAGAAACCUGGGUUAGGAAAGAAAGCCGGAGGAAUGGGAGCCCAGAGAGUGACGACAAACUUUGACGAGCUGGAAAAGUCAGUCGCGGAGUCUCAGGCGGCUGUUAUUAAGGAACCGGAAACAGAAGAGGACCAAUCAGAAGCAAACAGCCGGUUGGCUUAUAAAAUGGAGCAGAAUCUUACGGAACAGGCGAAGCUCGAGUCAACAAACACUCGCAAGGAAUCAAAGUUCUCUUUGCGAGACGAGCCAGAAACAGAAGCGCCCUCUGUGAGGAUCGUCAACGAUUUAGAUGAUUUUUUCUCGGCGAUAAGCACGCCGUACUCCUCAAAGUCUUCCUACAAGUCGACCGAGGAGGUCGUUGUGAUCAGCGAGCCGGAGCCACCGAAAAGAGGUCCAAGGGUCAAGCCGGAGGUCAAGCACUUGGCCAGUGGGGACGGAGAAGCCCAAAGAAAAUUCGGGGAAGCUAAAGCCAUUAGCUCGGACCAGUAUUUCCGCGAUGGUAACAACGACGAUGCGUGGGAACGCAAGAGCAAUUUAAGGAGAUUCGAGGGUUCCUCGUCGAUCUCUUCCUCCGAUUAUUUUGGGAGCAAUCAAACUUCUCCGACUGGCUCGUACUCCCCGGGGUCACUUUCAAUGAGCAGCAUCGCCGCUAGAACCGGCUCCGUUGAUCUUGAGGAUGUUCGCGAGUCAGUGCGUCAAGGUGUGAACAAAGUUGCUGGAAAAAUUAGUUCUCUGGCUAAUGCAGCGAAUGUUUGGUGUGGCGUGAGAAGGUUUUGGAACCUUGAGAGAAGAUUUGAAGAUUCUAGAAUGAUUGGAUGA
Molecule: messenger RNA, 1491 nt
Organism: Cotesia congregata
Lineage: Eukaryota; Metazoa; Arthropoda; Insecta; Hymenoptera; Braconidae
Source: the annotation of a GenBank genome assembly